AUGGGUGAGGUUAAGUUAAUAUCAGAAUUUUAUGUAAGACCUCAAGCAGAAGUUAACAAAUCCAAUCAAAAAUACUACUUGGUUCCUUCGGAAUUAAAUCUGUUGUUAUUAAGCUACUUAAAAUGCGGUUACCUCUAUAAAAAACCACAAGAUUUUAACACUGUAUUAUAUUUCGAAAAGCUUAAACUCUCACUUUCUAUGGCUCUAGUUCAUUUUUAUCCUUUAGGAGGCCAACUUGUUACAGAAACGUAUGAGCAUGAUCAUUCCUCACGCAUUUUCGUUGAUUUCUCUAAAGGUCGAGGGGUUAAGGUGAUUCACGCCAUAGCCCCUGACCUUAGACUUGAUGAUAUUAUUUCUCCCAACAAUGAUAUUCCCAUGGUGGUUCGUUCAUUUUUUAGUUUUAACGAUCAAUUGAUCAACUAUGACGGACAUAUACAACCUUUGGCUCUUUUUCAGGUGACAGAGCUUAAAGAUGGGGUGUUCUUAGGAAUAUCCAUCAACCAUUGCUUAGUCGAUGGUACGUCUGCUGUUCAUUUCCUAAGUACAUGGUCUAAAUUUUUCAUGUCAUCAUCAUCAUUACCACCAUCAAUUUCUCAUGUACCCAUCAUCCGUCCUUCAUUUCUUAACAACAUACAAACAAAUAAUAAACUCCCUUACAUAAAACCUAGUGAGUUUGUAAUCAGAACAACACCAAACAAUGGCAUAAGGGAGAGAAUCUUCCACUUCUCCAACAACACCAUAGCAAUGCUUAAGUGUAAGGCUAACUCCCAAGCUUCACAUUAUCAACAUAAAAUCUCAUCCCUUCAAGCAAUAUCAGCUUUUAUAUGGAGGUCUAUUUCUCGUGCUAGAAACUUACACUCAAAUAACUUAACAAGUUGUACAAUGAUUACGGAUCUUAGGCCUAGAUUUACCCCUCCUUUAUCACGACAUUGUUUUGGUUGUUUCUUAAAUGAAGCUGCAGUAACAGUGAAUAUAACUGACCUACUUUCCAAUAAUUUGGGAUGGGCCGCCUCACUACUUCACGAAAAGGUGAUCAGAUUAGAUGAUAAAGUGGCUCGACACGUGUUUUGUAAGAGUCCGGAAUUGGAAAUCUCUUGUAAUGCUUCAAGUGGGCCCAACCCGGUGAUUGUUGUUGGAUCACCAAGGUUGGAUCUUUAUGGAUGCGAAUAUGGGUUGGGUAGACCUUUGGGUGUUAUAAUUGGAGCUGAUAAUGACGAUGGAGAAAUCACCAUUUCUUCAAGUUCUAAACUUGAUGGGAGUAUGGAUGUUCAAGUUUCGCUUGCCUCUUAUGCAAUGAAUGCUCUUUUAUUAGAUCAGGAGUUUAUGAGUUUCACUUCCUAUAUAAAAUCAACUUUAUAA
This is a messenger RNA of Amaranthus tricolor (Joseph's coat), 1359 nucleotides long. RefSeq lists its product as uncharacterized. Bases 1 to 1359 code for a protein of 452 amino acids. NCBI's taxonomy places the organism in Eukaryota, Viridiplantae, Streptophyta, Magnoliopsida, Caryophyllales, Amaranthaceae. The transcript has a single exon. The record is from RefSeq and is a predicted model, not a curated record.